GGUAACUCCGUUAACGCAGGCAGACACCGGUACUAAUCGAAUUGAUGACAUCUGUUCGGAGCGGAAAGGGCCAUUGAUGCUUUCCUGUGUGCUGCUGAUCUGGUUGAUUUCUAGGGUUUGAAGAUCUGGAUGGGUUGGUCUUUCUCGUGCGGUGAUGUCCACCUUGAAUUCCAUCUUCAAUCGAGCCUCCUUCGGGACGAGAUGGAGGGACAUUUACUGAACUUGUUGUCAUGGCUAUGUCCGAAUAUCUGCAGCAAGACCUGCUUGAAUCUGGCUAUAUCACGAAUUAAAUUACUUCGAAAUAAGAGAGAGUUGCAGCUCAAACAUAUGCGCAAGGAAAUAUCUCAGUAUAUUCAGACUGGUCAGGAAGCCAUUGCUCGAAUUAGAGUGGAGAAUAUCAUCCGUGAACAAAAUAUCCUGGCUGCCUAUGAGAUUAUAGAACUAUUCUGUGAAUUUGUUCUUGCACGUGUUCUGAUUCUCGAAACCCAGAGGGCUUGCCCAGUAGAAUUGCAGGAGGCUGUUGCCAGUAUCAUCUUUGCUUCUCCAAGAUGUUCUGAUUUGCCAGAGUUGCUCCAUAUCCGAAACUUAUUUUCUACAAAAUAUGAGUUAAAGGUAAAGGUUUUAAAAGCAAUUGCACAAGAGCACAAUCUAGAGUGGGACUCAUCAGACACUGAAUCAGAAUUAAAUAAAAAACAUGAAGACUUGCUGGAUGGGUUGAAUCAUAUGGAGUUGCAGGCACCUGUAAUUGAGAGCUCCACUAAUCCUUCACCCAGGGAUGUGGAGUAUUUGUUUCAUCUGAUAAAAGAGAAGCCAGAUCAACUGUCACAAUCUCCUGCCCCUUCGAUUAAUAGCCCUUCCUUGCUCACGAACAAAACUUCUUCAACUGUUGCUGACAAACAAGAUGCAGCAACUAGUGAAACCGAAGCACCAUCUGUUAUCCACAGAUCAUGUUCAAGUCGAAGUUCAUCUGAUGUCUUGGAGAAAGCACGAGCUGCUAUUGCUUCGGCCGAUCGUGCAUCUGCUGUUGCACGCACUGCUGCUGAGCUUGUGAAGGUCAAACUGCCUCACCAAUCUGGCAAUUUCAGCCAGUGCAAUUAGGCAGACUGUUAUUUGCUGGUUGAACUUUAGCAAGCAAGAUAAAGCUUAAAAGGAUCAAGAGAAGUCUAUUCUCUGAUUACUUUAUCAAUGUAAUGUGUAUCUACGACUGUAUGUACAAUAAAUGUUAUCAUCCGAUAAAUCUUCAGAGAAGACCCUGUCAGUAUUGGAAGUUAAUAUUGUCAUUGUAAGGUAUGUUAAUGUUAGACGAGCUUUUUUGAGGUUA
Musa acuminata AAA Group (dessert banana) is the source of this 1321-nucleotide messenger RNA. RefSeq lists its product as uncharacterized. Gene Ontology annotation, biological process: protein transport. The record is from RefSeq and is a predicted model, not a curated record. The transcript is spliced from 6 exons. NCBI's taxonomy places the organism in Eukaryota, Viridiplantae, Streptophyta, Magnoliopsida, Zingiberales, Musaceae. The coding region runs from base 130 to 1098 and encodes 322 amino acids.